AGACAAAAGACAAAAUCCAUCUCUCACACACCUCUUCUCUUUCUUUACCUCAAGAGUUCCUCUUGGGGAUCCAUGGCGUUCCGAGCGAGAUAUCUUCGCCGGCUUCGCCCUAUCCAUCCUGAAGCGAUUGCCUCCAUCACGGGCGGCGGCUGCGUCGGCCAAAUGAGGCUCCAGUGCACCGCUGACCUGGGAGGCUCCGGCAAGUUCUCCGGUGGCAAAAGCGCGUACGAGGUGCUUGGGGUCUCGGAGUCCAGCUCCUUCCCGGAGAUCAAGGCCUCGUUCCGCAAGCUUGCCAAGGAGACCCACCCUGACGUCGUUUCGUCGGCCUUGGCAGACGACGCCACCGCAUCCCAGCGCUUCCUCCAGAUCCUCGCCGCUUAUGAAAUUCUUUCUGAUUCUAAUAAAAGAGCCCAUUACGAUAGCUAUUUGCUUUCUCAGAGGGCAAUAUCGCGGAAGCAGUGUGGACUUGGUACAACUAUCUACACUCACAACUCAUCUCUAAUCAUGUCAAAGCAAAGUGAUGUAGUUGAAUGGCUAAAAUGGUAUAGACUUUCUGUCAAUGAUAUCGUUAUGGAGAGGAGAGUUGCGAUGGGCUCUGGUUAUUUUGACAAACUUGAGAAUGAGCUUUACUCAGCAAUCCGCAUGGCAUAUUAUGGGCCAGUCAUUGAGUCUAUGGAUGUUCUUCCCGACUCUUUUGAAGCUGAAGAGAGGUCUGCAUAUGAAACUUCAGAGGUAUUGCACCUAGUUUCAGGACGUGAUCUGUUUGGGAUUGUUAAUAUGGUGGACAGGACUCCUGAGCUAUCUCAUAUGUGCCAUGAAAAGUUAACUACUUUUGAUUUCAACGUUCAUGGAGUUCCUGAAAAUGUUUGGCAGCCUAUGGUUAAAGGGAACUGUGUUCAUCCAAGGAUUGUAGAUGUUUGUGAGAAGGAAAUGGGACAAGACACUAAUUUUGAAUCAGAUUCUUACAAAGAUCUUGAACUCCGUAUUCUUGGGAGAGUAGUUGCAAUGGCAACCAGGAGUCCUAGGUGCAAAUGUCUUGGCUUGCCAAUGGAUGAUUUGGAAGACCAUAUACAUGUUUUUCUUACCACAGAUGGGGCCCAAAAUUCAGUUACACCUGGUUCAAGAACUCCACUGGGAACCAUAACAGGACUAGGGACAAGUGCUGAAGAAGGAUCUUGCUUUGUUUAUGACAGAGCUGGUGUUAAAACCCAUGUGAUUAUGAAGCAUAGAACAUUGCUGGUUAAACACAUGCACUGGUACCAAGUACAUGGUGAAGCUUCAGCUUGUGAGUGUCGAUGUAGUAGAGCUCGCUUACCACCUAGCAAAUAUUGGCUGUUUGAACCUCGUUGCUGUCUGCAUGACGUUGGUGGCUGGUAUAUUGAAACAUUUGGGCGGGACAAGAAAGGAAAGACUGUCCCAUCUCAAAGACAGUGGGAUGGUAUGAUUGAACAGUCUGAAAAGAGACUACAUCCUGCUAUAUAUUUUGUGGCUCUGGCAUAUAGAACAUUAGACCUUGAACAUGCAAAAAGGAGCAGGUGGAGCAUUACGAAUUUUGUGGUACCUUAUAUUUUUAGCAUUACUCGCUGGUGGCAGAAACUCAUGUAGUUGGAUUCACUUUGGACCUUCAGAAAGAAGCUACUUUAUUUAUCAGCAGAAUUAUGCCAGGGGGUACAUCAAAGACAUGAAUUACUACGAAAAAGAGAGAUCAAUCACUUAUUGAGAAUUUGAGAUACUUAUAUCAUGGUUGGUUUACAUUUUGGAAGGACAAAUCUUCAUCUCCUUGUCAACUUUAUCAUAAUCUGAUAUCUAUGAUCCACUACUUAUCGCGAUGAAGCUAGCAACAAUUGCGAAAGGGCAUCUGAUAUUGGACAGAUUCAGCUCCAGUAUAUUUUUGUCAUCCAUUGAUAGUGGCUUUUAGGGACUCUUAAAAGGCUGCCUGUUUUUUCUGUGCAAACUGUUCCAUGUUCUAGAGGAAUCUUUGUAGAACAAAUGCAGGGUCACUUUAGGUUAAGAUGCUUAACAAGGUGCCAAGUACCACAAUGGCAGUGUUGUCAAGGGGGCGAUGAGGAGCUUACUUGGGUCCUGAAGUGAGGUGAAGCCUGAGCAUCUUAAAGGGUCUCAGGCGAGGCACUUUCAAUUCUGCAUUGGACCUCCUAGGCGGAGGGACAAGUGAGCGUCUCAAUUGAGGGUGCUGGGCAGCAGCCCAGCCUCUGCCUAGGCUGUCGGCUCGAAUGCCACCUGGUAACUGACUCAAUUAUUUAGGGAUCUAACAUUCUCUUGCCUUCCACAACCAGUUGCCUUUUCUAUCCUCUUCUGUCGUUGCUACGCCCACGAUAUAUCCUUGCUGCUGCCUUGUCUUCUCUCUCUUUACCCCCCUCUUUGUCUCCUCUCGGAGACUCUUAUGUCGGCUGUCACGAAAGAUAAUUCAGGAGAUGAAUGCUAUUGUGUCAAACUGCAGAAGAUGAUGGUCUUUCAUAAUAGUUUUGGCAUGGGGUGAUGUUGAUGA
Musa acuminata AAA Group (dessert banana) is the source of this 2506-nucleotide messenger RNA. RefSeq lists its product as uncharacterized. The transcript is spliced from 7 exons. The record is from RefSeq and is a predicted model, not a curated record. Lineage: Eukaryota; Viridiplantae; Streptophyta; Magnoliopsida; Zingiberales; Musaceae. The coding region runs from base 73 to 1605 and encodes 510 amino acids.